UACCUACUCACUCGUAUAAUAAUAUAGUGUGCAGUUGUGUUUCGAGCGGCCGGCGAGCUUGUCGCGUGUGCACACGGUGUUCACAAGUCGUGCUAAAAAAUACAAUAAUAACAAUAAUAAUAAACAAACAGCAUAAACACCACUACGUCGUCUCGCGCCCGUCAAGUGCAAGUCGAACAUAAAACUUCCGAUAGACGUGCAACUAGUGCCGUUGUAUUCUAGCCGAGUUGUUCGCGGUAAACGCAGUGUCCGAGAUGGGUCGAAAGUUCCCGUUGGUCACGUCGUGUCUGGGCUGCCCGCUCAAGACCGGAGCCCUCAUCAGUGGCUUCUACGGAAUAGUGAUUGCCAUAUUCGCUCUUAUCAUGAUUCUGACAAACGACAUCAAAAUACAGACGAUCAUCAUAGAUUUCUUACCCAAAACUGUGGUAAAAAUCAUUGUCGUAAUCAACCUGCUUAUGACAGUAUUAAUAUCGACUGUGCUUUUGGUCGGAAUUUUUAUGCGAAAGAAGAUAUUGAUGCUUCCUUGGAUAGUACUAACGAUCAUGUUAUGCAUUGGACUUGUCAUAUCUGUAAUAUACACUACUAUUGAUUUCUUGAUUCAUAAAUUCUAUUUCACUAGCAUUAUGGUUCUAGUGAUUGGCAUGCUAUGCGUGGGUGUUUACGUGUACAUGUGGUGGGUAACCUAUAGUUAUUAUCAAAAAAUCAAAGAAGAAGAUAACCGGACUCCAUACACCAGAACACCUUACUACGGCUAAAAUAUAAAACUAAAUUGUUUUCAUAAUGACAAAUGUUUGUUCGAUAAUCAUGCAAUGUUAAUGCCAAUGAGAUUUUUCUAGACAUGAUGAAAUGAUUAACCCUCAACAUUGUAUAUAACAACAUUAAAUGUGUGUGUGUGUGCAAGUUAUAUUAUUAAGUAGUUUAACAAGGUUGUUUUCCAUGUUAAUUUGUAAUGCACUAUUUAUAAUUUAUAUAUAUAUUUUUUUUUAUUUAUAA
Myzus persicae (green peach aphid) is the source of this 993-nucleotide messenger RNA. RefSeq lists its product as uncharacterized. The coding region runs from base 255 to 755 and encodes 166 amino acids. The record is from RefSeq and is a predicted model, not a curated record. NCBI's taxonomy places the organism in Eukaryota, Metazoa, Arthropoda, Insecta, Hemiptera, Aphididae. The transcript is spliced from 6 exons.